This is a messenger RNA of Tachysurus vachellii, 482 nucleotides long. RefSeq lists its product as uncharacterized. Gene Ontology annotation, molecular function: protein heterodimerization activity; structural constituent of chromatin; DNA binding. The record is from RefSeq and is a predicted model, not a curated record. Lineage: Eukaryota; Metazoa; Chordata; Actinopteri; Siluriformes; Bagridae. The coding region runs from base 72 to 428 and encodes 118 amino acids. Gene Ontology annotation, cellular component: nucleosome. The transcript has 2 exons.
GGCCUGUAGCUGUGAAUUUCUCACACUGAAAAUUGGAAAGAAAAAAAAAUUAAAACACAAUAUUUUGCAGGAUGACAAACGAUGGGAUUAAAAAGAAAGGAGGGAAAGCACCAGGUGACAAAAAGUCUUCCAAAAGGAAAGGGAAGAGGAGGGAGACGUAUGCUGUGUAUAUCUAUAAAGUCUUGAAGCAGGUGCAUCCGGACACGGGCAUCUCGAGCAGAGCUAUGAGCAUCAUGAACUCGUUUGUGAACGACGUGUUCGAGCGCAUCGCCACCGAGGCGUCCAGACUGACGCAGUACAACAAGCGCUCGACCAUCACGAGCCGCGAGGUGCAGACCGCCGUGCGCCUGCUGCUGCCGGGGGAACUCGCCAAGCACGCCGUGUCCGAGGGCACCAAAGCCGUCACCAAGUACACUAGCUCCAAAUGAGCCAGGUUUGCCCUGGAUUAGACAGUAUUUGGAAAUAAAAUUGCACAAAUGACA